This is a messenger RNA of Electrophorus electricus (electric eel), 4939 nucleotides long. RefSeq names its product toll-like receptor 9 (gene tlr9). NCBI's taxonomy places the organism in Eukaryota, Metazoa, Chordata, Actinopteri, Gymnotiformes, Gymnotidae. The record is from RefSeq and is a predicted model, not a curated record. Gene Ontology annotation, biological process: defense response to virus; positive regulation of interleukin-6 production; toll-like receptor signaling pathway. Gene Ontology annotation, cellular component: plasma membrane. Gene Ontology annotation, molecular function: protein binding; pattern recognition receptor activity.
CUUUCUAAAUUUUCGUUACUGCCACAAUGCUGUUACAACACCUGCUCCCACAGAGUAAAUGAAAUGUGUGUUCUAUCAGAUCCAGUUUCUGAAUAUUUCAGAUUACCCUGCUCCUAUACCCACAUACACACACUUUUCUCUCUUUUAUUAACUAAUAUGUAAAUUAUAGGACCUCUAGGAGUUGUAGGCAGGUAAAGAAUGGAACUAUUUAUUGAAGCUAAAGGCCAGUUUGCAGUAAAGAUUUGUGAUGAGGUGAAACUAUUUUGAAGAAAAGUAACAGCAUUGUAAAUUACUGCCACUGGCUGUUAAAAGCUAGCCAGCUCUUGGAAAGUCCAUAAUAGAAUUGUUUUGUUCCUAGCUUACUGCUCUUUGAAUUGUACUUUCACUAAACGUUCGUUCUCAUUUAGGGGCAAGGAAUACCAGUGUAGCGGUCUUUGAUUAAAACUUUUUAUGCAAGGUGCACUGCCUCACCACUGAACAUCUGUGAUAUGACUAUGCGGUGUGUGCAUGCAUGCUCUUCUGCACUGUACAUUUUCACUUCUUAAAACAGGUUGUUUAUGCAAAGUUGUUUCAUUGGUCUUUUCCACUGCAGUAUUUUUUCAAGUCACGGAAUCGUAGAUACAGAUCUGUUUGGUCAUGUUUGGAGCUGGAUUGUAUUUGUUAUUAGUGCUGGAUCACCUUUGUGUGGUUAAGAUGAUAAAUCCUCAAUUCUAUCCUUGUGAUAGUAACACUGUUGAAAAUGAAGACAUGCAUGUCGACUGUAAGCACAGAGGCUUCACCAGCAUCCCCAAAUUCACGUCCCUUUUCGUUAUCUCACUUAACCUCAAUGAAAAUCUAAUACAUCAGGUAAAAAGUGAUGACUUCUCAAAUAUACCCAAUCUUCAGCACCUCAGUUUAAUGUGGAACUGUUUGCCAGGUCGUCUCAAGGCACUAAGAUUACCCUCGUGCAAAGUGACAAUUGACCAUAAUGCUUUUGUUAACCUGACAAAAUUGAGCUCUCUUCAUUUAGCUGGAAACAGCCUUAAGACUAUACCACAACUACCACAGAGUCUUGAGGUCCUAGGAUUGGAAUUUAAUAAUAUUUUCCGAAUUGAGCACCCUCUUAAGACACCUCUCCUUAAACAGCUACUUCUUGCUAAAAACUGCUACUAUGCCAACCCUUGUAAUGAAUCCUUCUUUAUUGAUCCACAAGUGUUUCAGGAUUUACCUGAGCUUCGGAACCUCACGCUUGGUUUUAACAAUGUGACAUCAGUUCCCACACAAUUGCCACGCUUAUUGGAAAAUCUUGACCUGAGAGAAAACAAGAUUACAGAGAUAAGAGAAGACUCAUUUGCCAACCUGACAAAACUCCAUUUCCUUAAUCUAGAGUGCAACUGCCAAAGGUGUGACCAUGCUGCUCAGCCCUGCUUCCCUUGCCCAAAUAAUGCAUCUUUAGGUCUGCACCCAAGUGCCUUCUAUGAUCAGAGAAACUCUCUCAUUAAACUCAAUCUGCGUGGAAAUUCACUCCAUUCCCUUCCUAAUAAUCUUUUUGCACAACUAAACAAACUUAAAAUACUUGAUCUUUCAGACAAUUUCCUAGCUUUCAGUAUCCGUAAUGGCACAUUUUUUAGUGAGCUGCAGGGUGUUGUGUCCCUUAACCUACUCUAUAACUAUCAGCCCCAGAAAACCUUUCAAGAGCUGAUCUUGUCACCUUCCAUUAGCAAGAUGAUUUCUUUGAGGAAACUAUAUCUAAGCGGAUUUUUUUUUCAUCAAUUGUCUGACUAUAGCCUUAAACCUCUGAUUAAACUGCCACAGCUCGAGUAUAUUGACUUGCGUAUGAACUUCAUGAGUUCCUGCAAUAUCACUUCAUUCGGCUAUCUGAAAGCCUUGAGAAUGGUGGUGCUUUCCCAGAACAUGCUUGCUUUCAACCCAUACUAUACAGCCAGCUCAACUGAUGUACAGUAUUAUUCCAUGGCAAUGAGUGAAUAUCACAGGGACGAGGACCUACAAAUUGAAGAAACCCCUGCCUUUAGGUCGGAGCCCUGGAUGAAAUCUUUGCAGUGCACUGAGGCAGACUGUCCAAAAAAUUAUACACUGUGUUAUUUUCAAAAGUGUCUCUGUUAUGGGGAACUAUUUUUUGACCUAUCUCAAAAUAAUAUCCCAUGGCUGAAUGCAAGUACUUUCAGAGGAAUGGAAGAAGCUGCAUGCAUAGACCUAUCCUACAAUUACAUGAGUCAAACUUUAAGUGGCCAUCAGUUCUACCCUCUUACAAAAUUGGUAUACCUCAAUAUGGCACACAACCGCAUUGACCUAUACUUCAAUGAAGCUUUCCAGGAGCUAAGGAACACGCUAAAAGUUCUUGAUCUCAGCAGCAAUGAAUUCCACUUUCUUAUGAGGGGAAUAGGUCAUCGCUUCACAUUCAUAUCAAAUUUAACUUCAUUAGAAGUUCUCAGUCUAGCAAAUAACAACAUUGGUAUUCGGAUCUCUAAUACUCUUAUUAGUAAAUCUCUGAAAUAUCUCUUCUUUUCUGGGAACCGGUUGGAUAUUAUGUGGGACACAAGGGGAGAUCAGUAUAUACACUUCUUUCAAGGGUUGACGAGCCUUACCUACCUUGACAUCUCUGACAACCAGUUAAUAUCAUUUUCUCCAGAGGCACUGGUCAACCUUCCUCUAAGUAUUCGUGUGCUCAGGUUGGACUCAAACCUCUUAAAUUACUUCCCCUGGAACAACAUCUCAGUUCUCAGUGAUCUCUGCUACCUAAACCUCAGUGGAAACUAUCUCUCUGUCCUACCAGACAGCAUUAUCUACUUUGGAGUAAAGCUCACAAGCCUGGACUUAAGUCAUAAUAGAUUAAGUGCAAUUCCAGAGUCUUUCUUCAGCCAGGCAACAGCCCUUAAAAACCUCAUGCUCAAUCACAACCAGCUGAAGAUCAUAGAAAACCUUAUUCUUCCACCUGCAUUACAGAAUGGCCAUACCACUUGUACUAUCCCUGAUACAGAGCAUAGAAGGAACAUUUCUUGCAAGCUGACAUUGCAUGCUAACCCUUUUAUUUGCAGCUGCACCACCGCUUGGUUUGCUGAGUUUCUGCGAGCAAGUCCUUUGGAUAUCCCACACCUCACUACAGAUGUUCGCUGUGGUUUCCCUGAGUCACAGACAGGAGUAAACAUCCUUUCCAUUGAUCCUCGCUCCUGCCAGGAGAUAUUUGGUAGCAUUGCCUUCCUCGUUACCUCCCUACUUACUAUAGCAGCAACUGCAAUACCCCUUUUGAAGCAUCUAUAUGGUUGGGAUUUGUGGUACUGUUUUCAGAUACUAUGGGCAGGACACAAAGGCUACACUCCACUUUAUGGAGAAAACAUGGCAAACAACCAGCAUGAUGCCUUUGUUGUAUUUGACACAAGGAACAAGGCAGUCAGGGACUGGAUCUACACUGAGAUGGUGAUGAACUUGGAGAACAAAGGAAGAUGGCGAUUUCAGCUUUGUCUGGAAGAACGAGACUGGUUACCAGGGUUGUCAUGCAUUGAGAAUCUACAUAGUGCAGUGUGCAAUAGCAGAAAGACAGUGUUUGUGCUGACUAACCAUGGCGGCUGUGCUUCACUGAAUGGGAUCAUAAGACAAGCCUUCCUCCUGGUCCAGCAAAGGCUUCUUGAUGAGAAAGUGGACGUUGCAGUGCUGAUUCUCCUGGAUGCUGUUUUUCCCAAGCUCAAGUAUCUACAGAUGAGAAAGAGGCUGUGCAGGAAGUCAGUUCUAUCCUGGCCUAAAAACCCUCGGGCCCAGCCUCUCUUCUGGAAUGACCUGCGUAUUGCCCUAGCCUCUGACAAUGUGAAAUCCUAUGAUAAAAAAGUUACAGAAAGCUUCCUGUCUUAUGAACUGUCAAAAAGCUGAGAUUUGCUGUUGGUGCUUAACGAGCCAAUCAAUUCUAAACUGACAACUUGAUUAAUAGCCUACCACACAGUCUAAUAUUUAUAUAUUUAUAAUGGAAGCCUAAGGGUAGUUGUUUAAUUUUACCAAGAAACAUUUAUUCAAUACACAUAUUUUUGUGGGCUUCAGCUGGAUAAAACUGCAUAGAAAUUAAAACAUUCUCCCAUGUAUCAUUCUAAGACAUUUGGAGUGUAUUGGUUUUAUUUUGAAUUUGCAUCAUGUAGUAAUAGGUUUUAUUUAUGUAGUACUAAUUUACAAAUUGCUUUAGAAAAACAUACACAUGUAGUCAUAUACUUGAAAUGUUUACUGGCAGAAGUCAACAACUACCUUUAGGGUUCUAUGAGAAGUAUGUUUCAAGUAAAUUCAAGUCAAGAUUAUUGUGUAUGGUAACUGGCAAUGCUCUGUAGAUGUGGUAAAUAUAAAUAAGAUUGUGAAACACUUUAAUAUUCCUUUAACAACACAUUCACAAGAGCUAUUUCAUACUUUUACAGAUAUAAAAUGGUUUAACAUCAAUUGUAAAUAUUUUAAAAUACUUCCUUAAACAAUACUUAUUUAAGCUUCAUAACAAAAUUAUGUUCAGAGGUAGAUGUUUUGGAUUAUUAAUCAUUUAUAUGAUCAUGCUUUAUAUGAAGGUAUCUGUUUAUAACAUUAUCUCUGUAUAUUUUUAGAUAACACAUGAAAGAAAAAUCAAUAUAGUUUAUGAAAAUGUUUGUAACCUUUUGAUGCUGUUUUCUUUUCCUAAUACUGGCUGUAUGAAAACAUAAUGAAACCACCUACUUCUUGUACAGAAAUUCUUUUUCUAAUGUGCAUGCUUUCCCCCUAAUAAUAAGGAGGAGGAGUUUUUUGUUUCACUUUGGUUUGGACCUUUUGAGAUCCAUACAGAUGUAUCUCCAUCUCCAACCACAGCUGCUCAUUACAGGCUUGUUUCAAAUUUACAUAUAGCCAUAACACCACCUGCCUUUUGACUUGAGCGCUCUUAUUUUCUAUGCAUUUGAAAGCUUUGUUUUUUCAUGUAUUCAAACACAUGAUAUUAUAUCUCUAC